This is a messenger RNA of Rhinichthys klamathensis goyatoka, 2509 nucleotides long. RefSeq names its product TBK1 binding protein 1 (gene tbkbp1). Gene Ontology annotation, biological process: canonical NF-kappaB signal transduction. The transcript is spliced from 11 exons. Bases 368 to 2254 code for a protein of 628 amino acids. Gene Ontology annotation, cellular component: cytoplasm. The record is from RefSeq and is a predicted model, not a curated record. Lineage: Eukaryota; Metazoa; Chordata; Actinopteri; Cypriniformes; Leuciscidae.
GAAACAACCAGGAAGUAAAGCCCAUCUAAACAGGACAUGAGGGUUUAGGUAUAUCGCUGUAGUGCCUGACUCUGUCGGUGAUGUUUUCUAUUGAAUCUUCAGCAGUGGCGCUCAAACUCUCUCUGAUUCCUCACUGAGAGCAUCUGAACCAGCAACAGCAGCGGAGAGCAUCAGGCUCAUACAAUUAACCAGCACUCCUGGGGUGCCUGGCCCUUCACUGAAGACAUGUCAGCAAAGGACGGAUCUAAUCACAGCAGUCACACUUCUCCUGCAGCCCUGCUAAUCGUCGGCCAAGUGAGGGGCCACAAAGCAUGCCAGAAACACACAUAAACACCCCACUGAAAUAACAGGUUGAGGAUCAGGAGUCAUGGAGUCUCUCUUCGGGGGCCAGUUGGGCUUGCUGGGGGGUAACGAGGGUCUGAAAGAAGAUGGCUGUGGGGUGGGCUGGUCCAGCUCUCCCUUAUCAGAGGAUAUGUACUCUGCCUCGCACUUCGCCCUCAUCAGCGCAUACCAGGACAUUAAGACUCGACUGGCUGGCCUCGAGCGAGAGAAUGCAGACAUCAAAAGAAAACUCAAGAUUUACGAGAUAAAGUUCCCCAUGAUAAGCGAGUUUGGAGAGGACAGAAACUCCUACUGCUCCUUUGAGCCCAAAGACACAGCGCUGCUCCAGUCAGAGAAUGGAAGUCUGCAACAGAGAGUCAACAUGCUGACCCUCGAGCUUCAGAAGAGCAAAGAACGAGAAGAGCAGCUUGAAGAUGUCAUUCAGGCCUAUGAGAAGAUCCACAUGGAGAAGUCCAGCCUUCAGCGAGACCUGGACAAGAUGGCGUCUAUGGUGGAGAAACACGUCGAGCGGAUUCACAGUCUAGAGUCGGCUCUGAGGCAGAGAGAAAGCUCUCUACACAAGCUCAACACACAGCUACACAACAAAGACAUGCAGUAUCUGCAACUUCACAGCCCUGACCCGCAUAUGCUAGACUGCCCCAUGACCCUACAGAGCUCCCGAAGUCUGGACACCCUCUCUGACCUCAAAUUACAGCGCCUGGAGGCGGAGCUAGAGGGGGCACGGCACGAGGCUCAGGGGGCGUGUCAGAGGGAGGAGGACCUAAAGGCUGAAUGUGAGAGACUACGGGAAGAGCUGAGAGAAUUGCAAAGCAACCAGAGACAGAGGGAGGUGAGCUCCACGUGUGGACAGUGUGAUGUGGAGUGGAUAAAGAAAGUUGGAGAUGAACAAGUCAAUCUGGCUUUGGCUUAUACUGAGCUAACAGAGGAGUUGGGCAAGUUACAGUCUCUGACCUCGAAACAGACCGAGAUAUUGCGGAAAGCCUCACAGGAGCCGGUUAGCCCAGUUCAGCGCCACUCUCCUGUCCCUCACCAGAGGCAUUCGCCCAUUCCGCAGCGGCAUUCCCCCAUCCAACAGCGUCACUCCCCCAUCCAACAGCGCCACUCCCCUGUGCCCCAGCGGCGCUCCCCUAUCCUGCAGCGACUCUCUCCGGACAUGCACCGUCGCUCACCUCUGCCUGAGCUCAGCGACGGGCCCGCUUCCUAUUCCUGCAGGCCCACUUCCCACCACCUGAGGGCCAGUUUCCAGGGAAGACGCAGUUAUUCUGAAGUAGCCGAUCCGUCGGCUUAUCAACGGCCGCCACGGUUUACUCUGGACCCGGUGUCCACCCUGCCGAAACCUCGACCUUAUGUCGACAGCUACCACAAGCAGAAGCAACAACAGCAGCAACAACAACAGCAACAUGGAGGAAGCCAGCACAUGUUAGUUCAAAGACAGGGCUCUCAGUCUGGCGAUGGGGGAUUGGCUGAAUCUCCACGGCUGUCCAGGGAGCUGUCCUUCCACCACUCGGAUGUGUCCCACUUGCAUUUCGAGCCUCAGCCCAGCCCAGCAUCUCUGCAUCCAUCCCCACAGCCUCCUCAGUCCUCAGAGGAUGAGGAGGAGUGGUCCUGCCCUCAUCCCAUCAGUCCACCGCGAACACUGGGGGUGUCGAGCCCCUCAUCGAGCUCCAGAGGCCCCGCCUCUUGUUCGGCUUUCCCCAUUCCUUCCCGUCCCAACACCCUAAGCUGCCACCCACCUGGAUACCUGCAUGCAGAGCACGCCCAGUCGUGGCCGUCCAUCAACCUGUGGAUGGAGACCGAGGAGGAGGGUGACGUCAGGAGCUGCCCGUUGUGCCAGCUAAUCUUCCCUGUUGGUUACCCUGAUGAUGCCUUGAUCAAGCACAUUGACUCGCACCUGGAGAACAGCAAGAUCUGACACCCACAGCCCCGCCAUGACCUUCCAUUGUUCCGCAGUUACAUUCAUUCUUCGCUCCUGGUAUUUUUAGCUGGGUGCCUUCAGACAGAAUGUAGUUGAUGCACCUGUGGCCAGUCUCGCAAUUUGUUAAGUGAAACGGAGAUCAAUGAUAACCUACACAGCUCCGAUAUGUAGUGAAUGGCUCAUAUCUCUAUAUAUCUCACUUCGUUUUAACACACAUUUCUUGUAAUUGGUAACUUCCAAUUUUGAACACUG